Carassius auratus (goldfish) is the source of this 1040-nucleotide messenger RNA. RefSeq names its product tripartite motif-containing protein 16-like. The coding region runs from base 216 to 803 and encodes 195 amino acids. NCBI's taxonomy places the organism in Eukaryota, Metazoa, Chordata, Actinopteri, Cypriniformes, Cyprinidae. The transcript is spliced from 4 exons. The record is from RefSeq and is a predicted model, not a curated record. Gene Ontology annotation, molecular function: protein binding.
GUCAGCUGCAGAUACUGAGGUUGUCUGGCUGUAAGGUGACAGAGGAAGGCUGUGGUUAUUUGUCUUCAGCUCUGAGUUCAAACCCCUCACACCUGAGAGAGCUGGAUCUGAGCUACAAUCACCCAGGAGAAUCAGGAGUCAAGCUGCUCAAACACAAACUGCAGGAUCCAAACUAUAAACUGCAGAUACUCAAUGUGGAUCAUGGAGGAGAGAAGAUGAUGAGAGCAGGACUACGAAAGUAUGCCUGUGAUCUCACACUGGAUCCAAACACAGCAAACACUCGACUCGUUCUGUCUGAUGAGAACAAGAAGAUCACACGUGUGGAAGAUCAUCAGCCGUAUCCUGAUCAUCCAGAGAGAUUUGAUGUUCCUCAGGUUCUGAGUGUUGAGAGUCUGACUGGACGCUGUUACUGGGAGACUGAAUGGAGCGGAGAUUAUGCUGAUAUAUCAGUGUCAUAUAAAGGAAUCAACAGGAAAGGAAGAGGGAGUGAUGACUGUGUGUUUGGAUACAAUGACAAAUCCUGGAGUCUGAUCUACUCUGAUAACAGUUUCUCUGUCUGGCACAAUCAUAAUGAAACUGUUAUUCCUGCUGACCCUUCGUCCUGUAAGAGAGUAGGAGUGUGUGUGGACGUGUCGGGCGGCUCUCUGUCCUUCUACAGCGUCUCUGACACACACACACUCACACACUUACACACACACACACACACACACUUACACACAUUCAACACCACAUUCACUGAACCCCUCUACGCUGGGUUUGGGGUUUAUUCUGAUGAUUCCUCAGUGUCUCUGUGUGAUAUUUAAUGAUAGAGAGACUCUUUCUGAUGUUCACAUGCACACAAACUCAUCUAAUCUCACAUCACUACAUUUCUAUUCAUUUUUAAUUAGUUUUUCAUCAUCAUACAGAAGUUAUGAAUCUAGAUCAGACUCAUACUGUUCUGAAUCUUUAAUAAACAGAGUAAUAUGUGUGCUUUAAUAUUUCUAUUGUAAACUGCUCAUCAAAUGUAAUAAAAGUCCAUGAGUGACUCAUUUGAUCCUGAA